This is a messenger RNA of Hypoxylon trugodes, 1767 nucleotides long. RefSeq names its product alpha/beta-hydrolase. The transcript has a single exon. The coding region runs from base 1 to 1767 and encodes 588 amino acids. NCBI's taxonomy places the organism in Eukaryota, Fungi, Ascomycota, Sordariomycetes, Xylariales, Hypoxylaceae. The record is from RefSeq and is a predicted model, not a curated record.
AUGGCUAUUCAUAUUAGAAGAUUAGGAUGGCUCGCUAUAUUCGUCUCUAUUUGCCUGGUGCUUUUGUGGGGCAGAGCAAUUUACAACACGACAAGGCUCUCGGACCAACUAUGCUCCAUUCUUAGCACUUGUCGGGUCGACACUCCGACGAAGGUCUCGGCCGAGGACACUCCCGUUUCCCUGGAAGGCUAUGGAAACUUCACUGGGAGGACAGUAAAAACCACAUUAAGCGGUAUCGCUCUUCCGAAACCAGUGGAUGCUUGGCUCGGUAUUGAUUACGCGACUCAACCAGUGGGUGAAGGCCGUUUUAAACCCGUCAAUUGGCCGGCUCCGUUCGACGGUGUAAAAAAGGCUACAGCGUACGGAAAAGCGUGUACUCAAGAUCCGAAGUACGUCAGCCUAGACGCGCAGGGAGAAGAGUGUCUUAAUUUCAAUGUGUACCGAACACAAGGUGUUCCACUAAGCAAGAAGCUCCCUGUUUUUGUUUAUAUCCACGGCGGCAGUUUCAAUUUUGGCAGUAGUAAAAGUUUGGAUGGGGCCGCAUUCGUCGCGUCGUCUCAAGCGCCGGUAGUUGUAGUAAGCUUCCAUUACCGACUUAACUCGCUCGGCUCUCUACCUUCGGUGAUUUUCAGUCAAGAAGGUCUCCUCAAUCUCGGCCUCCGAGAUCAAUAUUUUUUCCUAAAGCAUUUCGUGCAAAAACAUAUCAGUUCGUUCGGAGGCGACCCGGAAACUAUUACCCUCGGUGGCCGUUCUGCAGGUGCGCAUUCUGUAGGCAUUCACUACUUUCACAACUAUGGCGAGGACGCCGGGAAGCCGUAUUUCGCCAGGACUAUUCACCAAUCCGGAUCCGUUACCGCACGGUCGUUUCCGAAUGCUAGUUUCCCUCUUUACAUCCAACAGUUCGAAAAGUACAUGACAUCCCUCCAUUGUCCCACUGAUGAUAAUGCUGCUGCGCUAGCCUGCUUACGUUUAGCCAAACUUGCCGAUAUCAGGAAAAUUAGCAUGAAGUUGUAUGACGAUUCUCAGUAUAACAAUACAUGGCCAUUUCAACCUACGCAGGGAGGCCCAUUGUUGGAGAAAUUCGGUUCCCAGUCUGGUUGUGAUGGGACAUUCUUCCACGUGCCGACACUCACCACUUCCGUCACAGAUGAGGGGAGGUUCACAGUGCCAGGUGGUCUAAAGACGAACGGUGAAUUCCUGGAUUAUAUGCAUAUCACCGCCCCGCUCCUAAAUUCCGACGAUCUGAAAUUGCUCGCAAGUUUAUACCCGGAUCCGGCAACAAAUGAUGCAUCUCCCUUCAAAGAUUCUCCAAGAAGUGUUCAGUAUACCCGCCUAUCUGCCGCUUGGAGUGAUUUUGGGUACAUCUGCCCGGGACAAGAAACGGCAUAUAGGGUUUCCACAGCUGGCGUGCCUACUUGGAAGGCUCGAUUCAACACUAACAAUAGCUACCCGGCUUGGCGCGGUAUUCCACACGCCGCUGACGGAAGAUACACAUGGCCAGAGCCAAAGACGCAGCACCCAGACGUUGGCCAUAUACAUCACGGCUACUUGUCUAGCUUCGUCAUCACUGGGGAUCCAAAUACGCAUAGAUACCCGGGAGCGCCCGAGUGGCCAAGAUAUGAACCCGAAGGAUACGGACUGAAUUCUAAAGCCGCGCUCCAACUUGUCAUACAACCACAAGAUACUAAAGUUGAAGCCGACGAUAUACGCCGCGAGGCCUGCUUGUUUUGGAGAGAUCCCAAGAGAGCGUCCCGUUUGAAUAAGUAA